GAAGACCCCGAAACGGGGCCCAUAUGUCGUACUCGGGUGUCCGCUUAAGCGCAUACCCCUUAACGACUAAAAACCUCCUCUAUGCUGUCAGCCCCGACGGCUUUUACAGCGGCAUAGGACGUGAGACGUAGAGGCCAUAAAGACUUCGUAACACCAGUCGCAGGGCGUCUCAGACUCUAACCUCGGACCGACUGUGUGCUUGUGGGAAGGAGAAAAGAUUAUGAUGCAGAUGAAAUGAAAUGAUGAUGAAAUGGUUUACUCUUUAAGUAGUGCUAGCUAUGACCGAAGGCAAACAGGUCGGACCAAUAGUAAUUAUUCCACAAGGUGAAUUAAAAGGGGGUGUCGCAAUAACUGAAAAUGGUAUACAAUAUAAUGAAUUUAUUGACAUUCCCUAUGCAAAACCACCAGUGGGUGAACUGAGAUUUGGGGCUCCUGAACCGCCAUUACCAUGGGAAGGACUUCGAGACGCCACUAAAUUUAAUCCAGAUCACAUCUCCAUUCAGUAUCACUAUAAAGGCUACAUUAUUGGAUCUGAGGACUGUCUUUACUUAAAUGUGUACACACCAAAGUUACCUACAAAUAACACAGAAUUAUUACCUGUUAUUUUCUAUAUUCAUGGCGGAGGAUUCAAUGAAGGCUGUGGAAUCGAUAAAUAUGACCUAGGUCCAGAUUAUUUAUUAGAAAAGAAUGUCGUCAUAGUUUCAACCAAUUACAGACUUGGUUUCUUUGGUUUUCUGUCGCUAGACAUUCCUGAAGCUGCCGGUAAUAUGGGAAUAAAAGAUCAAAUAAUGGCAUUGAAAUGGGUUAGUAAUAAUAUAGAAUAUUUUGGAGGUGACAAAAAUAAUGUCACUCUUCUCGGUUUGAGUGCGGGUGCAGUUUUCGUUGAUUAUAUUCGACUGGCACCGUCUGCAAAAAACCUUUUCCAUAAAGCUAUUCUCCAAUCUGGAAACAGUCUUAAUCAUUGGGGCAAAGAUACAGGAACUAAGAAUCUAUUAACCAGUAUUCUGGAUGCAUUAGGGUACAAUGGUUUCCUUGAUGAUAGUUUAGCUAUCUAUAAAUUUCUUAAAAACGCAUCAGCUCCAUCUCUUGUCAAAACCUGUAAGAAGUUCUACAAAAACCUGGUUCCAGAAAGACUAUAUUUUGGGUUUGUUCCAACAGUGGAAAAAGAUUUUGACGAUGUUAAUGCAGUAAUUGUUGAACGUCCUUAUAAAUUGUUUGUCGAAGGUAAAUAUCAUAAAGUACCCGUCAUACAAGGUUUUUGUGAUAAAGAAGGCUAUCUGACCCUUUUUUCAAGACCAGGUACUGUGAAUUCGAUAACGGAAGAUAAGACUUUUUUUAAACAUUGGCCUUACAAAUUAGAGGAAAAUGACACAAAAAGAUACAGUAUUGCUUUGGCAAAAGCAUAUUUGGAAAAUCAAGGUCUUGGCGAUGAUAGUGACAAACUUGGCAUCGAGUUUUUCAAUGAUUUCGACGUAAUAGCUGGAAUGUGGAUACAAUCCCAAAUCACUGCAUCACAUGGAACCCCUGUGUAUGUGUAUGAAUUUUCAUACGAUGGCAAUUUCAACUACUUAAAGAAUAAGUUCAAUAUAAAAAGAAUAGGAGCAGCUCAUGCAGAUGAAAUGGGCUACUUGUUUAGGAAUGAGUACAUAAAAGUUGGAGUAUCACAGGACUUUAAAAUAAGGAAUAUUAUUACUACUUUUUGGACGAAUUUUGCUAGCAAUGGUGACCCCAAUGGACUAAAUGUAACCCUGUGGCCCCGUUUCUCUCCAGAGCGUCCUGCUUACCUCAACAUAGACAAGCAAAUGGCCAUUAAAUUUAACUAUCAUCCUAAUAGAAUCGAAAUUUUUAAGGAAAUUUACGACAAGUAUGAAAAGUAGAAACUUUAGUUUUUAUAUAUCUGUAAAUAUAUUUUUAAAUGAAUAUAAAUGAAUACAUCUAA
Molecule: messenger RNA, 1939 nt
Organism: Leptidea sinapis
Lineage: Eukaryota; Metazoa; Arthropoda; Insecta; Lepidoptera; Pieridae
Product: juvenile hormone esterase-like
Exons: 4
Coding region: 279-1877 (532 amino acids)
Source: RefSeq, a predicted model, not a curated record